UGCUCAUGGAGCUACCGUUCCUCGAGAACGUCUGCCGGGAGACUCUAAGAUUGCAUGCCGCAGUGACCUUCAUGACUCGCACAGCCCGCUCCGCUUCUGUUCUUCCUCUGCUCUAUCCGCUGACCGGCACUGACGGCAAGACCAUCACCGAGAUUCCCGUCGCUGAGAACCAGAACGUGCACAUUGGGAUCGCAGCGGCGAAUCGCGACCCGAAGAUCUGGGGUCCCGACGCGAAC
Messenger RNA from Mycena citricolor, 236 nucleotides. Lineage: Eukaryota; Fungi; Basidiomycota; Agaricomycetes; Agaricales; Mycenaceae. The record is from the annotation of a GenBank genome assembly.